AUGAAGGUAAAGGUGAGGUUGAGGGUGAAGGUGAGGGUGAGGGUGAAGGUGAGGGUGAGUGAAGGUGAAGGUGAAGUUGAAGAUGAAGGAGAGUGUGAAGGUGAAGGUGAAGGUGAGGGUGAGUGUGAGUGUGAGUGUGAAGGUGAAGGUGAAGGCGAAGGUGAAGGUGAAGGUGAAGGUGAAGGUGAAGGUGAGGGUGAAGGUGAAGGUGAAGGUGAAGGUGAAGGUGAAGGUGAAGGUGAAGGUGAGGGUGAGAUGAAGGUGAAGGUGAAGGUGAAGGUGAAGGUGAAGGUGAAGGUGAAGGUGAAGGUGAAGGUGAAGGUGAAGGUUAAGGUGAAGGAGAGGGUGAAGGUGAAGGUGAGUGUGAAGGCGAGGAUGAAGUUGAGGGUGAGGGUGAGGGUAAAGGUGAGGAUGAGGGUGAGUGUGAAGGUGAAAGUGAAGGUGAAGGUGAAGAUGAAGGUCAAGGUCAAGGUCAAGGUGAAGGGUGAGAGUGAAGGUGAGGGUGAGUGUGAAGGUGAAGUUGAAGGUGAAGGUGAAGGUGAAGGUGAAAGUGAAGGUAAAGGUGAAGGUGAAGGUGAAGGUGAAGGUAAAGGUAAAGGUGAAGGUGAAGGUGAAGGUGAAGGUGAAGGUGAAGGUGAAGGUGAAGGUGAAGGUGAAGGUGAAGGUGAAGGUGAAGGUGAAGGUGAAGGUGAAGGUGAAGGUGAAGGUGAAGGUGAAGGUGAAGGAGAAGGAGAAGGUGAAGGUGAAGGUGAAGGUGAAGGUGAAGGUGAAGGUGAAGGUGAAGGUGAAGGUGAAGGUGAAGGUGAAGGUGAAGGUGAAGGUGAAGGUGAAGGUGAAGGUGAAGGUGAAGGUGAAGGUGAAGGUGAAGGUGAAGGUGAAGGUGAAGGUGAAGGUGAAGGUGAAGGUGAAGGUGAAGGUGAAGGUGAAGGUGAAGGUGAAGGUGAAGGUGAAGGUGAAGGUGAAGGUGAAGGUGAAGGUGAAGGUGAAGGUGAAGGUGAAGGUGAAGGUGAAGGUGAAGGUGAAGGUGAAGGUGAAGGUGAAGGUGAAGGUGAAGGUGAAGGUGAAGGUGAAGGUGAAGGUGAAGGUGAUACAGACAGAGACAGAGACAGAGACAGAGACAGAGACAGAGACAGAGACAGAGACAGAGACAGAGACAGAGACAGAGACAGAGACAGAGACAGAGACAGAGACAGAGACAGAGACAGAGACAGAGACAGAGACAGAGACAGAGCCAGAGACAGAGACAGAGACAGAGACAGAGACAGAGACAGAGACAGAGACAGAGACAGAGACAGAGACAGAGACAGAGACAGAGACAGAGACAGAGACAGAGACAGAGACAGAGACAGAGACAGAGACAGAGACAGAGACAGAGACAGAGACAGAGACAGAGACAGAGACAGAGACAGAGACAGAGACAGAGACAGAGACAGAGACAGAGACAGAGACAGAGACAGAGACAGAGACAGAGACAGAGACAGAGACAGAGACAGAGACAGAGACAGAGACAGAGACAGAGUCAAAAUCAUUUCUUCCAACUAA
Messenger RNA from Spodoptera exigua (beet armyworm), 1542 nucleotides. The record is from the annotation of a GenBank genome assembly. NCBI's taxonomy places the organism in Eukaryota, Metazoa, Arthropoda, Insecta, Lepidoptera, Noctuidae.